Messenger RNA from Stylophora pistillata, 525 nucleotides. Its product is annotated as TBC1 domain family member 2B. Gene Ontology annotation, biological process: regulation of GTPase activity. The record is from RefSeq and is a predicted model, not a curated record. Lineage: Eukaryota; Metazoa; Cnidaria; Anthozoa; Scleractinia; Pocilloporidae. Gene Ontology annotation, molecular function: small GTPase binding; GTPase activator activity.
UUCUCUAACACUUGCUUUCCUAGGACACAAGAUCAAGAUGAAGAACAGAGAUCGUUAUCAGAAGAAAUGAAGGACAAACUCAUAUACAUUGCACAAUUGGAAGAAAAGCUAAAGGAGCAGACUGCGGAGCUGAAAAAGGCUGACGUUGCAACCAAGGCUUUGAAUAAAGAGCUUCGAGAGUGUAAGGACCAAAUCCAGAUGUACAAGGAGAUGACAGAAGUUAAGGACCAAGUCGUUGUCUCGCUCACUGACCAGUUAUAUGCAUUAGAGAAAUCCACUGUAGAAGGUGAAGAAGUUCUAGAAUUUGACGAAGAAAACAACGAAGAAUUUGAAAGUUCGACGUCUUGUAAGAGCAGUGAUACCAAAUCUGCAGAGAACAGAAUCGAUGAUAUCCAAGGGAUAGAGAAACUUAAGGAAACGUGCCAAGCUUACGUACUUCAAAACAGGUUCUUAAACAGCGAGAUUCUGGAAUUUAAUAAGCUCAGAGCCCACGAAAGUGAGAUUCUCAAGGCGCAAACGAUGUAA